UAUAUAAAGUUAAAGAAGAAAAAUGGAGUGGGGUAGAUAACGUAGGGACCAUUAUUGCAACUCAGCCAAAGAAGAGUGAAAGAUAGAGGCGGUUCUCACGGAAGCAGAGGGAUGGAGUUAACCUGCAUCGGCGGCCUGAACUCAGAUCUGUAUAUCAACAAGCACCAUCGCUAUGGGAUCGCCGGAUUCUGGUUACGCUUCAUCGAAUGAAGGCGGUGCUCCGGCGAAUUCUCCGCCGCACAAGCCAGAUCUACAACCUUCUUCUGACCCCAUAGAGACUACAUAUCUGAGGUUUCUUGCAUCAAAUGCUGAAGCUGGUUCAGUCAUUGGGAAGGGUGGAACGACAAUUUCUGAUUUCCAGUCACGGUCUAAUGCACGAAUCCAGCUGUCGCGCAACUAUGAGUAUUUUCCAGGAACAUCUGAUAGGGUUAUUAUGGUGUCUGGAACAGUUGAGGAAGUUCUCGAGGCUGUUGAACUUAUCCUAACUAAGUUGGUUAAUGAGUUUUAUGCUGAAGAUGGUGAAGAGGCUGAACCAAGAUCAAAAGUUCGACUAAUAGUACCCAAUAGCUCUUGUGGUGGACUCAUUGGUAAGGGUGGAUCCAUGAUAAGGUCCUUCAUUGAAGAAUCUGGAGCUAACAUCAAGAUCUCUGCUCAGGAUAACACCUAUAUUGGAUUAAAUGAUAGGUUGGUAACAAUAAUUGGUACCCUACCACAGUUGGGCCAAGCCAUUAGUCUGAUUCUACAGAAGUUGUCUGAUGAUGGGUACUAUGUACAGUCCAUUGGCCCCACAUUUCCGUAUGCUGCGCCUUACAACGUCCCUAAUUAUGGACCACCUGGGGUCGGUGGAAAGUUUCAAAACAACCGCUUUCAGAACAAUAAGGAAGAUAUGAGUAACCCGGUGACGCUAGGUGUUGCAGAUGAGCAUAUAGGGCUUGUUGUGGGCCGUGGUGGUAGGAAUAUCAUGGAAAUCAGUCAGAUUAGUGGAGCUAGGAUCAAGAUUUCUGAAAGAGGUGAUUUCAUACCUGGGACAUAUGAUAGGAAAGUAACAAUCACGGGUUCCCAAAGGGCAAUCCGUGUAGCAGAGGCGAUGAUAAUGCACAAGGUUUCUUCAGCUUCGGCUCCACCUCCAGAUGUAACUCCCGAUCAACUUCCUGUCGAGAAUCUGUCAAUCAAUUAAAAACUGAGAUAACUGGUUGCAACAUUUCGUCUAGUAUUUUUAUUUUGUUUUCAUUUUAAAUUCCUAUAUCAUAUGUAAUGGAGUAGAAAGACAGAGUGAAGCGGAAUCAACAUACGAGCGGGCCAUCUUAUAAAAAAAGCACACAAGAAGAAACAUAGAUUUUUGCAAGAGGCUGUUGUAGAAGGUUUAAAAUUGUUGGAGCUAUUAUGUUAUGUUAUAAUUGGAUAUUUAUACUCGAUUAGCAUGUUCGUUAAAUCAUUCCUUUUUCUUUUA
Helianthus annuus (common sunflower) is the source of this 1450-nucleotide messenger RNA. RefSeq names its product protein BTR1. Gene Ontology annotation, biological process: regulation of gene expression. Gene Ontology annotation, cellular component: cytoplasm; cytosol. The record is from RefSeq and is a predicted model, not a curated record. The coding region runs from base 173 to 1177 and encodes 334 amino acids. NCBI's taxonomy places the organism in Eukaryota, Viridiplantae, Streptophyta, Magnoliopsida, Asterales, Asteraceae. Gene Ontology annotation, molecular function: mRNA binding. The transcript has 9 exons.